GGCAUUCUUUCUGGAAGCUUCUGAAUGGGAGCUUCGAGAAAGCUGGCCCUUGUAUAAAAAGACUGGAGUAGGCCCACAAGUCCUCAGAUACAGCAAGCGAGAGGACGUACACGUGAAUCCUAGAGGAUAAAGACCAGUGAAGCAAAGAGGUUUAAAAAGCUACAUAAAUCUGCAGAGGAACAGCACACACGCUCAGAGACAGCGAUCAGCAAGCAAGAAGUGAAGAACAGGAGCAUUUCAUUUUUAUCUAUUUGAGAUGCCAGAGAAAGCCGGUAACACCAUGGAGGAGGAAGUGGAGACCUUUGCCUUCCAGGCUGAGAUUGCCCAGUUGAUGUCCCUGAUCAUCAACACCUUCUACUCCAACAAAGAGAUCUUCCUUAGGGAGCUCAUCUCAAACUCCUCAGAUGCAUUGGACAAAAUAAGAUAUGAGAGCUUGACAGACCCUAGCAAACUGGAUUCCUGUAAGGACCUGAAGAUCGAGAUCCGCCCUGACUUGCGCACUCGCACUCUGACCCUGGUUGACACUGGCAUUGGCAUGACAAAAGCUGACCUAAUCAACAACCUGGGAACCAUCGCCAAAUCAGGCACAAAGGCGUUUAUGGAGGCCCUGCAAGCUGGAGCAGACAUCUCCAUGAUUGGGCAGUUUGGUGUGGGUUUCUACUCAGCCUACCUGGUGGCUGAGAAGGUGACCGUCAUCACCAAGCACAAUGAUGAUGAGCAGUACAUCUGGGAGUCUGCAGCUGGUGGCUCUUUUACUGUCAAAGUUGACACUGGUGAGUCCAUUGGUCGUGGCACCAAGGUGAUCCUGCACCUUAAGGAGGACCAAACUGAAUAUUGUGAGGAGAAACGUGUGAAGGAGGUUGUGAAGAAGCACUCACAGUUCAUUGGCUACCCCAUCACACUCUUUGUGGAGAAGGCUAGAGAGAAGGAGGUGGAUCUGGAGGAUGGAGAAAAGGAUGAGGAAACUGAUAAAGACGCUGGGGCUGAGGACAAAGACAAGCCCAAGAUCGAGGAUGUUGGCUCUGAUGAAGAUGAGGACACCAAGGACUCCAAAAACAAGAGGAAGAAGAAGGUCAAGGAGAAGUACAUUGACGAGGAGGAGCUGAACAAGACUAAGCCUAUCUGGACCCGUAACCCAGAUGACAUCACCAACGAGGAGUACGGAGAGUUCUACAAGAGUCUGACCAAUGACUGGGAGGAUCACCUGGCUAUCAAGCACUUCUCAGUAGAAGGACAGCUGGAGUUUCGUGCUCUGCUCUUUGUGCCCAGGAGAGCUUCAUUUGACCUGUUUGAGAACAAGAAGAAGAAGAACAACAUUAAGCUGUAUGUACGCAGGGUCUUUAUCAUGGACAACUGUGACGAGCUGAUGCCAGAGUAUCUGAACUUCAUCAAGGGUGUGGUGGACUCUGAGGAUCUCCCACUGAACAUCUCCAGAGAGAUGCUGCAGCAGAGCAAGAUCCUCAAGGUCAUCCGCAAGAACCUGGUCAAAAAGUGUAUGGAGCUUUUCGUUGAACUCUCAGAGGACAAGGACAACUAUAAGAAGUUCUAUGAACAGUUCUCCAAGAACAUCAAGCUGGGGAUCCAUGAAGACUCCCAGAACCGCAAAAAGCUGUCAGACUUGCUACGCUAUUACACCUCCAACUCCGCUGAUGAAAUGGUCUCGCUGAAGGACUACGUUUCCCGCAUGAAGGACACCCAGAAACACAUCUAUUAUAUCACUGGUGAGACCAAGGAACAAGUCGCCAACUCUUCCUUUGUGGAACGCCUCCGCAAGGCCGGCCUGGAAGUAAUCUACAUGAUUGAGCCCAUUGAUGAGUACUGUGUCCAGCAGCUGAAAGAGUAUGACGGCAAAAACCUGGUGUCUGUGACCAAGGAGGGUCUGGAGCUGCCAGAAGAUGAAGAUGAGAAGAAGAAGCAGGAAGAGCUGAAGACUACAUUUGAGAACCUCUGCAAGAUCAUGAAGGACAUUCUUGACAAAAAGAUAGAGAAGGUGACAGUGUCCAACCGCCUGGUCUCUUCCCCUUGCUGCAUCGUGACCAGCACCUACGGCUGGACGGCCAACAUGGAGAGGAUCAUGAAAUCUCAAGCUCUCAGAGACAACUCGACAAUGGGCUACAUGACUGCCAAGAAGCACCUGGAGAUUAACCCAACCCACCCUAUUAUUGAGACCCUGAGAGAGAAAGCGGAGGCUGACAAAAAUGACAAAGCCGUGAAAGACCUGGUCAUCUUGCUGUUUGAGACGGCCCUGAUGUCUUCUGGAUUCACACUGGAUGACCCUCAGACCCAUGCAAACCGCAUCUACAGGAUGAUCAAACUUGGCCUGGGCAUUGAUGAUGAUGACUCGGCAGUGGAGGAUAUUCUCCAGCCAAGUGAAGAGGACAUGCCUGUCUUGGAAGGAGAUGAUGACACAUCAAGAAUGGAGGAAGUUGACUAAACAUGUAACAGUACAUUAUUUUGCCCCUUUUAACUUUUUUUUGUCCUAAAAUAAUUUCUAUUUUACAUGACAACAUGUACUGUUGAGUGGUGGCGAAAGAACUGUAAUUUAUCAUAUAUUAAUCAAUGCCAUAGUCCUAUACAUACAGCAUCUGCUGCUUUUAACUCUAUUCAGUUGUGCUUAAAAAAUAGGCUAUGUAAUAUCAAGUCAACAGCGAUUUGACUUGAGUCUUUUUGUAUUUCUGUGAGCUAUUUUCUAUGAAAAAUGACAAACUUUAUAAUAAAAAUGUAUUUAGAAAUCAUC
This is a messenger RNA of Esox lucius (northern pike), 2737 nucleotides long. RefSeq names its product heat shock protein 90, alpha (cytosolic), class A member 1, tandem duplicate 1 (gene hsp90aa1.1). The coding region runs from base 257 to 2434 and encodes 725 amino acids. The record is from RefSeq and is a predicted model, not a curated record. Gene Ontology annotation, biological process: protein folding; cellular response to heat; protein stabilization. Gene Ontology annotation, cellular component: nucleus; neuronal cell body; plasma membrane. NCBI's taxonomy places the organism in Eukaryota, Metazoa, Chordata, Actinopteri, Esociformes, Esocidae. The transcript has 11 exons. Gene Ontology annotation, molecular function: ATP binding; disordered domain specific binding; ATP-dependent protein folding chaperone.